AUGCUGAAAAUCGAAUUUUUUGUGUUUUGUGCGUUUUUGGCCUACGGCUGCGUUGAAGCCGUGGAGAUUGAUUGCAGGCGACCCCCACAACUAGUGCAACCGUCAGUUUGUUGUAAAAACGACGAACGCGCAGUCAUGGAAACGUGUGCUCAACGACUGGGUAUAUCUUUUGAAAACCAGAAGGGCGCAACUGCUUUGGAGGACGUUACUUGCUUCGCUGAGUGCAUUGUUAAAGAGUUGCAGCACCUAUCGGCGCCUGAGAAGAUCAACAUUGAGGCGGUGCAAAACUAUCUACAGACAAAAUCCGGUAAUGAUAGCACCUAUGUGGACACUAUGCUGACAGCCUACAGAAAAUGCGAAUCAGUGGCACAGCAACGAAUGCAGGUGAUCAAGCAACAUUCGCUCGGUGGUGGAGUGUUCGCACUUCGGAGGUGUAGUCCCUUCUCCGGCAUACUGCUCAGUUGUGUUCACAUGGAGUACUUCAUGAACUGCCCGGCGAAUCGUUGGACCGAAAAUGCAGAUUGCGCUUUGGCGAAACAAUUUGUUACACAGUGUGCUAUCGGCACCGUAUGA
Messenger RNA from Bactrocera tryoni, 573 nucleotides. RefSeq lists its product as uncharacterized. The record is from RefSeq and is a predicted model, not a curated record. Bases 1 to 573 code for a protein of 190 amino acids. Gene Ontology annotation, molecular function: odorant binding. NCBI's taxonomy places the organism in Eukaryota, Metazoa, Arthropoda, Insecta, Diptera, Tephritidae. The transcript has 4 exons.